CUAUCUCGCAGACAAGCUUGUUGCAGUAGACGAUAUCGUGCUUUCUGGACAUCCGAAUAAGUAAAAAUGCGCCGCUAUUCUGUGCUGCCAACGCUGGUGAUCGUCAGCGUUAUCGCGCACGCUGCCGACUCCUCCAAAUCUGCCAAGCAAAUAUGCACUUCUUAUCCCGCUGUGCCGACCCGCCCGGGUGGUGACGCCCCAUCACAGAAGGCGGGUAGGUGGUAUGGUUACCGUCAAAACGGCGAACUCACCGUCAAUCAGCAGGUCAUUAUCACUAACCUCGGCACCACGGUGGAUCCGCUCACCAACCUAGCCGCCGCCCAACAGUAUCAGCAGUCCACCUGGACGACCACGACCAAUAUCACAUGCCAGAAUGAUUUCCGGACGGGGAUCUAUGUCGCCAACGGCAUGGAGAUCGUCAAUGAUGCCACACCUAAUGACGGAUACAGUGUUAACCAUCUGAGAGGGAAUUCGGUGCUGUACCAUGACUAUGAGAAGCUCGUGGUGGGGUAUGGUUGUCGUGCACCACAGAAAGACGGCACCUGUCUGCAUACUCCGGUGGUCUGGUCGAAGACGCGAGCCCGCCCCGAUAAGCUCUCAGCUAGUGACCGAGCCAGUUUCGAUCGCAUCAUCAACACGGCACUGCAGCCGUACUGCAUUACGACAGGGAUGAUGCCGCUGCAGGUGUACGAUGACUCCAAACCAACCUGCCCCUACGUCGAUCCUCCGUCCUGUUUUGCCACUAUUCUCCAGGGAAACAACGCCACUGUCCCCGCUAAUUUUGUUGCAGGCAAGAAAGAGAAAACUACAACAGCCGCGCCCAGUUGCAAAUGGCCGAUUUAUGUGGCAUCCAGACUAACUUAUGACGCACAAAAAUCAGGCGGUCUGUGGCACGUGUACCGUCAUAUGUACCUGCCGGCACCGAAUGCGAUGGGGAUGAUAAGCAACUGGCACAUUCUGGGCAGUUCCCUCUUCCCGGAAACCAACUACACCGGCCACUACGCGUGGAUGGAAUAUACCCAGUAUAACAGUCCCUCCGCUACACGAUGCAGUUACGGCUACUUCACCGGAAUGCUGGCGUCAACCGGAGAGAAUGUGGGCUUUCGCUUCUUCACCAGCGACAGUGGAGAUGGGAUUCUGCCGCUGCGAUCCAUGGUCUUGUAUCACGAUGACAAGUACCAAUUCAUGUAUGGCUGCAGUACGCCGGAUUUAAAGAGGCAGAUCUGUGCGUCACCCUUCGCCAUGAUCCUCGCACGCAGCGACCCCGCCCAAUGGAAGCAGAGUGAGAAGGAUCAGGUGGACAACGACAUUAUCACACCGCUUAUCCAGAGCUACGGCUGUGAUGCCAAGGGUAUUCGGGUGAUGCCGUCGGCCGGCAGUAAACCGGCCUGCCAGUUCAGAGGGGCCACAACGUCCGUGAAGCAGCUCAUUGACGGGUACAACCAGCUAGCGCCUCCCAAAGCGGUUUAAUAAUCCCGACUUCGUUUAGACGACGAGGCUGUAUGCCCAUACUGCCCAGUUUAACAAUCGCUUAGUGCCAACAGCAGAACCUUGAACAAAUUUCGCAGCGAGAAAAUUCGCACAUUCAUACUAAAGAUAUGCCGUAGGCUCGGCGUGUUAAGUUUUUCCAGAUUUCUUCGGAACUCAUAUUCUUUUUCUCGAAUCUAUAGUUAAGUAAAAUCCAGAAUAUUUGCGUGUUUCGGCAGGUACCCACACAGUAAGAGUUUUUAGAGAUGCGGGGAACUGUCGCCCGCACGCGCGAAUUUUUUUAAUUAGUGCUCGUAUAAAUGUACGGUACAUUGGUAGCUUUGUACAGAUUGUUUGUACAAGUAGACAUCCCGUAAUUAUCGAAUUUUCCGCACU
Molecule: messenger RNA, 1863 nt
Organism: Paramacrobiotus metropolitanus
Lineage: Eukaryota; Metazoa; Tardigrada; Eutardigrada; Parachela; Macrobiotidae
Exons: 7
Coding region: 67-1470 (467 amino acids)
Source: RefSeq, a predicted model, not a curated record